AUGAAAUUUCUGCAGAGAAUUAAGAGCAAGUACCAAAAAUAUCUGAGAAAUUAAUUUCAUUAAUUGAUAAUAUCUGUUAGUGAAAGUGUCUAAGUGAAUGGUUAGGUUUUAUUGAUUCAAGGAAUAAUUUUGAAAUUCUAAUUGGAAAACUUUCGAAGUCAAAGCUUAAUGUAAAUCUUUAAAUGCAAAAUGAUUAACUAGAAUAUUUAAUUGCAUUCAUAUAGAGGUAAUAACUUAUAGUUAGUUACAAUUAUUAUAAUUUAUCAUAAACUUACAGAAAAUGCUUCAAAUUUACUUAAAUAGAUCAGAUUUUGAGAUUGAUUAAUAUCAAUACUUCAAAUCGAUUUUAACUAAUUAUCUUUAUACUAGUCCCUAAAUUAAUCAAGAAUUGAGCAGUUAUUAUAGAAUUGAUUUGGCAGAAUUUUAAUACUGUGAUCCUUCAAACUAUCAUUCUACAGUUUUUGAAUAUGAAUAUUAUUGCAUAAAUUACAUAAAGGAAAAGAAAUUUGAAAAUUGUGAUUUAAAAAAUGGAUGA
Messenger RNA from Paramecium octaurelia, 535 nucleotides. NCBI's taxonomy places the organism in Eukaryota, Ciliophora, Oligohymenophorea, Peniculida, Parameciidae. The record is from the annotation of a GenBank genome assembly.